Molecule: messenger RNA, 734 nt
Organism: Cajanus cajan (pigeon pea)
Lineage: Eukaryota; Viridiplantae; Streptophyta; Magnoliopsida; Fabales; Fabaceae
Source: RefSeq, a predicted model, not a curated record
AUGGGAGAAAAACCGCGGGAGUGCCAAAACGCCGUGGAGAGUUCCGAAUCCAAGGGAGUAGUCGAGGCAGUUUCACUUCCGAAUACUUCGAAGAUUCCUGCGUUUGUCGAGGAGUGCCCGAGGUAUGGGGUAACCUCGGUUUGUGGUCGGAGGAGGGACAUGGAAGACGCCGUUUCGGUGCAUCCCUCGUUUUGCCUCGAAAAUCGUUCUCAGGAUCAGAAAGGGUUUCAUUUCUUCGCUGUUUUCGACGGUCACGGAUGCUCGCAUGUGGCGACUAUGUGCAAGGAGAGAUUACACGAGAUAGUGAAGGAGGAGGUUGAGAAAGCGAAAGAGGAUUUGGACUGGGAAAUCACGAUGAAGAAGUGUUUCGCUCGCAUGGACGAGGAGGUGCAGAGGUGGACCAAGAGCAAGGAAGCUCCCACUUGCAGGUGCGAGCUUCAGACUCAGCACUGCGAUGCCAUCGGCUCCACUGCGAUCGUCGUCGUCGUCACGCCGGACAAGAUCAUCAUCGCGAACUGUGGCGAAUCACGCACCGUGUUGUGCCAGAACAAUGUCGCCGUUCCACUCUUCGACGACCACAAGCCGGAUCGAGCGGACGAGUUAGGUCGGAUCCAAGCCGCGAGAGGGCGUGUGAUAUAUACUUAGAUGCAUUGUGUAGAUUGCUAGUGCUCUUGUUGUGGAUUGAACUCAAUCAUUUCAACAUAUAUAUUAGCGUAUUUGAUGAUUUACUUAUA